AUGCCGCCCCGAAGCCCCUUCUCAUCGACAAGCUUCGUUUCUCUCUCUUUCAGCCGUGAGCUCCACGUAGUUGUUCUUGGUGCAGGUGGCGUCGGCAAAAGUUGCCUCACUGCCCAGUUUGUCCAUAAUGAGUGGAUCGAGAGCUAUGAUCCUACUAUCGAGGACUCCUAUCGCACUCAAGUUCAAGUCGAUGGUCGACAAGUAAUCCUAGAAAUCCUUGAUACCGCUGGCACCGAGCAGUUUGGUAUGAAAUCUCUGCCUUCUUCUCCCACAGCUUUGCCAACUAACUCGAGAGUAGUGGCCAUGAGAGACUUGUAUAUGAAGACUGGCCAAGGUUUCCUGCUUGUUUUCAGCAUCACGUCUCCCUCGUCGUUAAGCGAGUUGGAGAGCUUGCGGGAGGAGAUUAUUCGCAUCAAGGAUGAAGAAAAUGUCCCCAUGGUGAUUGUCGGCAACAAGGCUGAUUUGGAAGAAGGCCGAGUCAUUCCUCGCGCCAAGGGCUUCGCCGUCUCUCAGAAAUGGGGAGCUCCGUAUUAUGAGGCCAGUGCCAGAACACGAACCAAUGUUGAUGAAGUGUUUAUUGAUCUGUGCCGCCAAAUGCUCCGCAAAGACGAUGAGACGGCAGAGCCAGACGAGGGCUCGAAGAUUGAUGCGCUCAAGAGCGCCAACAACAAACGCAGGCGGCGCUCCAAGUUCCGUGAUAGCACUCAUCCGCGAUGUGUGAUAUUGUAA
This is a messenger RNA of Trichoderma gamsii, 729 nucleotides long. RefSeq names its product Ras family, other. The transcript is spliced from 7 exons. Gene Ontology annotation, molecular function: GDP binding; GTPase activity; GTP binding. The record is from RefSeq and is a predicted model, not a curated record. Bases 1 to 729 code for a protein of 242 amino acids. Lineage: Eukaryota; Fungi; Ascomycota; Sordariomycetes; Hypocreales; Hypocreaceae. Gene Ontology annotation, biological process: signal transduction. Gene Ontology annotation, cellular component: plasma membrane.